This is a messenger RNA of Syngnathus acus (greater pipefish), 1819 nucleotides long. RefSeq names its product programmed cell death 6 (gene pdcd6). The transcript has 6 exons. Gene Ontology annotation, molecular function: calcium ion binding. NCBI's taxonomy places the organism in Eukaryota, Metazoa, Chordata, Actinopteri, Syngnathiformes, Syngnathidae. The coding region runs from base 120 to 689 and encodes 189 amino acids. The record is from RefSeq and is a predicted model, not a curated record.
GAAGGAACUAAGCGCCUAUUCAAGUCCAAAGAGACCAGAGGAGUCAAGACGGCGGACUCAGUAGCAAGCUAGACUCCUGCAAGAGCUGCUUGUCGGCCACGUUGCUUCCCGUCUUCAAAAUGGCUUAUCACAGUCCCUACAGAGCUCCUCCGCAUAUAAACAACCCUCCGGAUCAGAGCUUUUUGUGGAAUAUCUUCCAGAGGGUGGACAAGGACCGCAGUGGGGUGAUAUCAGACUCGGAGCUCCAGCAGGCCUUAUCAAAUGGCACAUGGACACCGUUCAACCCCGUGACUGUGCGCUCCAUAAUCUCCAUGUUUGACAGGGAAAAUAAGGGCGGCGUGAACUUCAACGAGUUCGCGGGCGUGUGGAAAUACAUCACAGAUUGGCAGAACAUCUUUCGAACCUACGACAGGGAUAACUCGGGCUUCAUCGACAAGAACGAGCUCAGACAGGCACUGACCGGAUUUGGUGAGCAGCAAAGGUAUCGUCUAUCAGAUCAGUUUUACGGUACGCUGAUUGAGAAGUUUGAUCGACAAAGGAAGGGACAGGUGGCCUUCGAUGACUUCAUCCAAUGCUGUAUCGUACUUCAGAGGUUGACCGAUGUUUUCAGGAGGUACGACACGGACCAAGAUGGCUGGAUCCAGGUGUCAUAUGAACAAUAUCUAUCCAUGGUCUUUAAUAUAGUAUAAUGGCAGCAAAGGGCAGCACAACGAACUGGACAGAACUGUGCCAAAAAGAAAAAAAGCUACUGGCACUUCCUGGAUGUCCGCCACGGUGGACACUACAAGAUUUUUUUCCUGGCGCUACGUUGGGCUGGCUCACACAAAUGUAUAGCAUUGAUCUAAACGAGUGACUAUCCAAGGUGUGUCAGAAAAGACUGGCAUAUAUUUCAAACACACAGGUUCUCCCUGAUGUCUAGAAUACACAUUCCCAGUCUCCAGCACUUCUGGAAGGAUUCUUCCGGCCAAAUUUUCAAAAUGUUGACAAGAAAAUAGGUUGGGGUGAGUAGGGAGCCUACUCAAGCACAGCGAUUCCGAUAUUCUUUUCAGCCUGGAACUUUCAGAUGCUCAGGGUAUUGUGAGCAGGCAGGCAUGUUUUCAUGGUGAAGCAGUCGCACGUUGUCCUGCCACAACUUUCACCUCCCCUCGCCAAUGCAACAGGAUCUCGUGGUAGAUGUAUUGUUUGAAAAUCAGUCUGGACAACAUGAGCCCCCCCCCCGUAGAGUACAGUGGAAGUUUGAAAUAUAUCUUUUGUGACACCAGUCCUGGAACUUUACUGACACAUUUUGCAUUAGGGUGCUUUUGUGUCUUAUUUUUGAAGUUGUCACAUGGCAAGUGCAAACUUUCAAAAAAUCUUGUAGUGUUACUUGCGGACCAAUCUUCAUUUAUGUAUGUAUCGAGCACUCCAAAUUAGGGAUUACAAUGGUGCCUUGAGAUACGAGUUAAGCAGUUGACAUUUUCUUUUGAACUAAAGUGACGUGUAUGGAAAACAGCCAAAUAAUUGCCGAAAUAAAGCCUCCGCCAGUUCAUUGCUUUUGCUAGUUAGCUUCUGUUGACAGAAAAUGUAUAGCUACUCAGUCAUAUACUCUCUCGUAUGCUUUGAACAGUUAUCAGUGCCAUAUUGAUGAGAUCAGAGAGGAGUUGAGAUGUUAUGAAUCCCACCGACGUGCUAGGCAAAAACAUGUCUGUGUCAUAGAAUUGCCUACUGCGGGAUUCAUAAAAACACACCUCAAUGAUCCUCAUUCUUAUACUGACCCAAGUGGUAAAAGCACACGCAACAGAUGGAGCAGCUUUUUUUGUUGUGUUGGGACCAAAAAAAA